UUGAUAGAGCAUAACAUCCUGGAGUUAUUUAUUUUCAGAUUUAAUGCUGUGCAGUUACUUGAUCACUCAUGAACUCAGCCAUUUUAUUUAUUCAAUUUAGAUUGUGACAUAUUCUAGCAGAGAUGUUGAGGUUAUUACCAAAGGCUGGAAGAAGUCCAGGCCAAAUGACGGUCAACUCUAUAGCAAGGUUCAGGGCAGCUUACGGGCUCAAACAGCAACUUCGCCAGUCAGCUCGAUGUCUUCAAACAAGACAGCCUAGUCAAGAGAAACCAGAACUCAUCAUUUUUGACAAAGAUGGAACACUCAUAUGUUUUCACUCUCUUUGGGCACCAUGGGUUGAAGAUACGACAAAGAGGUUGUGUGUGUUUACAAGUUGCAGAAAUUCAACAACCUUCAGGAUGAAGACUGUACUCAAUGGCAAAAGGAGAUGCGUAUUUGGUAUAAGGUUUGAAAGGAAAACUGGCCUUAAUCUUGAAGCAAAAAUCCACCAUUUAUUUAAAUACAAUCAGGCAGAGAGGAAGAUUCUGCCGGGUCUUCUGGCAGAAGAAACAAUGCCAAUUAUUAAAAGACAAUUAGAAAAGUUGCUCCAAGGAGAAGGUCUUGAUUUUGAUCGAAGUCAGGAGAUUGUGGAUGAAUGCUAUCAUGAACUUGAAACAAUUGACACAAAUGUUUUGAUCACACAUGGGAAUGUAAACAAAUUAAUGACAAAGCUGAAGGAACAUGGUAUUAAGAUUGCUGUCUGUACAGCAGAUUCAAGGAAAGGAACCAUAAACACCCUCAAAGAGAUGGAAGUGGAUCAUCUGGUUGACAUGGUUGUUUGUUCCGAUGAUCCUGGGAUGAUUCCGAAACCAAAUGCACAUAACGCUUUUGCAAUCUGUGAGAAGUUAGAUGUGGAGUUGGACAGAACGGUAAUGGUUGGAGAUACAAUGACAGAUAUGAAGUUUGGGAUCAAUGCCGGCCUAGGAAAUGUUGUCGGUGUUCUCAGUGGAGUUUCAACGGAAGGAGAUCUAUGUGAAAGUGCAGAUCAUGUAAUCGAUGACAUCCAAGGCCUUACAAGUCUCUUCCUUAAGAGUUCUCCUGGAACACAGCAUACAAAUCUCCCACGGAAGCCGCAUCACGGCCCAUUCAAUACCCCAGCUCGCUCAUUUUCUACAAGUUCUCCAGCCCAUUCCGAGCAGUUCUCGCAUGUGAUUGUUGGAGCAGGGUCGGCAGGCUGUCUUCUUGCCAACCGCCUGACAGAAGAUAGUACUAAUAAUGUCAUGUUAUUGGAAGCUGGCCCUAAAGACUACACAUGGAAGAUACAUAUGCCUGCAGCUUUGGUCUACCCCCUAUGUAAUGAUAAGUAUAACUGGUUUUAUAAUACUAUUCCUCAAAAAUACAUGAACAAUAGAGAAAUGUACUGCCCUCGAGGCAGAGUCUGGGGAGGAUCUUCAUCUCUUAAUGCAAUGUGUUAUGUCAGAGGUCAUGCACUGGAUUAUGAUCGAUGGCAGAAGGAAGGAGCCGAAGGCUGGUCUUAUGCAGACUGUUUGCCUUAUUUUAAGAAAGCCCAAAGUCAUGAGCUCGGUGAGGAUAAGUAUCGCGGUGGAAGUGGACCACUUCAUGUAUCACGGGGAAAAACAAAAAAUCCACUUUUUGCUGCAUUUCUCGAAGCAGGACAUCAAGCAGGGUAUCCACUUACGAACGAUUACAAUGGAUACCAACAAGAAGGAUUUGAUUACAUGGACUUGACCAUCCACAAAGGUAUACGAUGGAGUACAGCAAAUGCUUAUUUAAGGCCUGCACUCAAGAGAAAUAACUUAAAGGUAACGAGUAAAACACUUACCACCAGGGUAUUAUUUGAGGGAUCUAAGGCUGUAGGGGUUGAAUAUAAACAGGGUGGGCAGUUGAAGACAGUAAGAGCUGAUAAAGUUAUUCUGAGUGCUGGGUCAAUUAACACCCCACAGUUGUUGAUGCUGUCAGGUGUAGGAAAUGCAGAUGAUUUGAAAAAACAUGGCAUUCCAUUAGUCAAUCAUCUACCAGGUGUUGGACAGAACUUGCAGGAUCAUUUAGAAGUGUAUGUCCAAGUGGCUUGCUUAAAGCCAGUUACCUUGUACAAGGCACAGUGGAAAUUCCCACACAACAUGGUCAAAAUUGGUCUAGAGUGGUUCAUGUUUCAAACUGGUUUAGGAGCAACUAGCCAUCUUGAAGCAGUUGCAUUUAUCCGAAGUCGUGCUGGGAUAGAACAUCCAGAUAUCCAAUUCCACUUCCUGCCAUCGACAGUCAGGGAUCAUGGAAGGAUAAAUGGCGACCGCCAUGCAUAUCAGGUCCAUGUAGGACCACAAAGAUCCCAAAGUCGUGGAUCGAUUAAACUACGAACAAAAAAUCCAGAAGACCAUCCAUUAAUAGAUCCAAAUUAUUUAUCAACGGAAGUUGAUCGAUGGGAGAUGAGGGAGUGUAUUAAACUCGCGCGAGAAAUCUUUGAACAGGAUGCAUUUGCCCCCUAUCGUGGUGAGGAGAUUCUACCGGGCGUAGAUGUACAAUCUGAUGCCCAACUGGAUGAGUUUGCAAGAGAACAUGGGGAGACUGCCUACCACCCAUCAUGUUCUGCCAAGAUGGGAAGUGAAAAUGAUCCAAUGGCAGUGGUUAAUAAUAGAACUGAAGUAUUUGGUAUGGAGAAUCUGCAUGUUGUCGAUGCCUCCAUAAUGCCAAGUGUUACCACCGGCAACCUGAAUGCUCCUGUAAUUAUGCUUGCUGAAAAAGCUGCUGAUAUUAUACGUGGCCGUGAGCCACUUGCCCCAGUCCAUGUGCCUGUCUACCAACCACCAAGCCUAGACACGCAGCGAUGAUUUUCCAGCUUUUAAUCUAUUUAUAUUUGGUAACACCUUCGCAGUUUUUUCAUAAUUUGUUGCUGCAAUAAUUAUGAACAACUUUGCAUUAUGGGAUGCAAUGAUGUAUAUGCUAUUGUUAAAUGAAUAAUAAAAUUAUUUAAAAAAUCAUUGCAAUAAAAUUAAAUUAAGAUGUGUUGCGUGAACAAUGCAAAUUGUUGUAAAAAACAAAAAUUAACAUGUGUAUUAUCUGUUAUAAUAAUUGCCACAAUAAAUGUUUUAAUUCAUUAGGUACAGCGUCACUUUUAAGCUGCUGACAUCAAAACAAGGACAUGUGUAAGCAAUCAUCGUUAGGCUUGCUGGUGGCACUUUAUUUUAGAAUUUUCCAAACGAAUCGAGAGUAAUCAGCAAAUGAAAUUAUGCAUGGAAUCCAUGCUACUGUAAAUUACCAACUGUAUCUGAAAUGUACUUCUGUUGUUUGUGUGAGUGGAUUAGUUUAGAUACAUUGUAUUAGGAAAACCACUGUAACUUGUUGAAAGAUAUUGGAAUGAUUUCUACAUAUGGGUGUAAUUUAAUUCCUGUAUUAAUUUCUCAUCCACCAGAAAGUAAAGACAACAAAAAUGUACUGACCUCUGAUUUUUUGGGAGAAAUUAUAAAUAGGAUAAAUUAUAAUAGACCUUAUACUGUAUAGAUAAGAAAUAUUGUUUUAAACUGAUCAAUUGAUUUGGUCUGUGUAUGCUGUACUAUGUUAGUAUGUGAUCCAAUUUGGAGUAUUAAAAUUACUUAAUUCAUAGUAA
This is a messenger RNA of Anneissia japonica, 3601 nucleotides long. RefSeq names its product choline dehydrogenase, mitochondrial-like. Gene Ontology annotation, cellular component: mitochondrial inner membrane. Bases 123 to 2825 code for a protein of 900 amino acids. The record is from RefSeq and is a predicted model, not a curated record. NCBI's taxonomy places the organism in Eukaryota, Metazoa, Echinodermata, Crinoidea, Comatulida, Comatulidae. The transcript is spliced from 5 exons. Gene Ontology annotation, molecular function: flavin adenine dinucleotide binding; choline dehydrogenase activity.